Messenger RNA from Camelina sativa (false flax), 1359 nucleotides. The record is from RefSeq and is a predicted model, not a curated record. NCBI's taxonomy places the organism in Eukaryota, Viridiplantae, Streptophyta, Magnoliopsida, Brassicales, Brassicaceae.
AUGCUUAAGCUUAAGAAGACUAGUAAUUCGAGACGGCGGAGAGAAGAGGCAAAGCUUUCAUCUAUGUCCCUGGCUGAACUUCUUAGCUAUGAUCAUGAACGGCGCGAAAAAAAGGCUAGGAAGAAAAGAAACUGCCUUUAUUGGUCUGAGCUUCCUCCGGAUCUGAUCCACUCUGUUCUCCAACGACUCAGCCUCCGCGAUUUACAACGAGCUAAAUCCAUAUGUUCGGCUUGGCUCUCUGCUUCGAGAAGUUGCCUUCCAAAAUCCCAAGACCCAUGGUUAAUUAUAUUCCCUAAUAAUAAUGAAGACGACAUGAACAUGAAUCGCUGUAAGUUGUUCAAUCCCGAGGAAAAAGACAAGCUGUACAGCAUAAGCCAGGAUCUGGGUGUGGGUGGUGUGUGUGUUGCCACGUAUGGAUGCUGGCUCCUCAUGCGAAACCCUCUCUUUAAUCUCUACAUUGUUAACCUUUUAACCGGCCAGAGGAUCGAUCUACCGCCCGUGGAGUCACAACGUGGUAAGACAAAACUCGAGCGGAUCGUAGAUGAUAGGUUCCACGCUACACAGCUGUCUGGAUCAUCUGAUCAAUAUUACGAAGCUGAUUCUAUAGGCUUGGAAAUCAAUUCCCCUGGACUAUGGAUAGACGAGGAAGCAAGAGACUAUCUAGUUAUCUUCUCUUUCAAGAUACCUAGGUGGCCCUUUGACACACAAUGUGCCGUGAUCUGCAAGAAAGGAGAUCACUCGUGGAGAGAGUUUCCCGACAGCUCUCCCUGUUCUGACAUGGUAUACAAGCAUCAUAAGCUUUACGUCUAUCGCUAUGGUGCUAUCCAAAUCUUUGAUAUCUCUGGAGACGGCCUAAUUCCCCUAAAAGCUCCCGAGACUGAUGCUGUCUAUGUUGCUCCAUUCUCCUUUGACGAUUUUCAUCAUGAGUCUUGCCUAGGACUUUGUUAUUUUGAGAAGACUAGCAUUGUCGUCACAGUAAGUGGACAUGUCCUGAUGGUCGUGAGCGUAGUGACACUCUUCGAAACCUGGUCAUUCCGCAUCUACAAGAUGUGUUCAUGUACGAAAAAGUGGAAGAGGCUUCUUUAUUUGGAUGGCGAGGCAAUUCUUUUGGAUCUGGGUGUCACCGUGCCUGCCAAAGACUUUGAGGGAAUCAAUGACAAUUCCAUCUAUUUUAGUGGCCUUGGAAUCAAUGACAAUUCCAUCUAUUUUAGUGGCCUUGGUCAGGAUGACAAGGAGGAUGAUAUUUUUAUCUUUAAUCUCAAGGGAGAGACGAUGAAACGACCGCACCAGUCUGUUUCUUCGCCGCUGCUAUGCUCUUGUGCGCGAUGGUUCUUGCCAGGUUUCAGCUACAAGUAUUGA